GUCAGGAGUACAUAUGAGAGAGGGGGGUGGGUCGUUAUCCAUCUUUGGAGGGCGGGCCUCACAGAAAGCGGAAAGAGAGAGAAGGGAGAGAGAAGGUGUACUUUUUAAGAGUGUGAGGAGGGGUAAGAGGAUUGUUCGUCCAAAAGUGAGCAAAGUGCGGACCCCUCUUGAAAGAUCUACUGACACCCUAUCCUCCAGCAUGGCAGACAUCACAUCCGAGCAAUGGAAGGUCAUGCUGGACUCAGCGGCUGAGGACGAGAAACCUUUCUUUCAGAAACUUUACGAGGACGCAAUACACAGAGAGAGGGAGGUAGUGGCAACAGCCAAAGCCACAAGUAUUGUUGAACAAAUGACCCUCCUCGAGGUUCCGGAAUCGAAUGGUGACCGGUUCCAGAAGCUAGCUGCUGCCAUAGCAGCCUUGGUUCGACUGCGGACCUUGGAAAAUAUAGAGUCUCGUGUGACAGCUCUGGAGCAGAGGAACCAAGAGUUGCAGGCCGAGAUAGUCAGCCUCAAACAGUCCCAACUGUCUGCCCACCGUCCUCUUAAUCCUCGUCCUGCUGCAGUCCCAAUCUCUCACCCUAACACAGUCCUGUUGUCAAGAGGAAGUGGAACUGUGACGAGCGCAGGAACCGUUGCCAGCUCCUCAAGCGGCAGCGUCGACAGUUUUGCACUGGUCCUAGUUCCAAAUGCAGAAACAUCAGCCCGAAACGCCCCAGUUCUUACUGGCAUACAAUACAGCUCUCUCGUAGUGGACAAGAGGGCGGCCACUCUGCCGUCAAAGUACGACGGGAAAGAUGACAUCACCUCUUGGAUUAGCUCCAUGCGCUCAUUCUUCGAGGUACUGCAAACACCGCGGGAAGACCGAAGCAUGAUCAUGGGCUCAAAUACUGAGCCCGCCGUACGGAGUUUCAUAGAGUUCCAAGCUGUUACUGCAGGUUAUGAGAUAAUUGAUCUGACUGAGUGGCUGAAAGUAACUCCUGUACGUACUCUUGAGGACCUCCUCAUCGCGCAAUAUCAAGAUAAGCACGCUGCGCUCAAGGCAAGGGUGAAGCUUGAGGCCCUCAAGGGCCAAACGUUGAGGACUUCCAUGCAGGCUUUGGAGCAGCACUUGACUGGUCUGUUCACCACUCCAAACCUGGGAUGGACUGAGGUCGCAGGUUCAAAUCUUCGAGUUGACGCAGGUAUUGUGCACAGGCCAAGACAGCUUCUGGCUUCGUAUUUCUGUUCUGAAGAAGAUAAGGCUUUGGCCGCCAUGGCCCCUGUAGUUGCGGAGUCCAAACGUUUCGUGCAGUGUCUCGAGGUGGUGGAGGUUUUAAAAAGAAGUGAAGGCGGCCUGCUCACACCAUCUAGUCCACAGAAUGUGGUGGUGGUGGUCAAAUGGAGGGAUGGCAAUGGCAGCCCUUUCGCACCAUCGAGUCCGCGGAACCCAGUUGUGAAGCGGAGGGAUAGCAGCCCGUUUGCAUUAUCCAGAGGGAACGAGGAUUUCAAUACACAAACUCCAGAGGAGAUUAUUGGGAUUGCGAGGAGUGGUUCAUGCAACGGCAAGUUCAAUCGUUCUCCGGACAUGUAUAUUCCAAGGAUUGGGGGCCGAGGUGUAUCGUGGCCUUUUGACCACAAAGAGAACCAGGACGGAGGAGGUCUGAUCAUGACGAACGGAAUGGUGGCGGAGAAGAGGGACAACACUGUCAGGAUCUUCAAGAAGACGAAGCUGAAGGGGCUGGAAGAUUUGGGAGAGGACUGGGCAACGUUUUACAGUGAGCUGGAUCCAGUGGUGGGCUUGCUGAGCAGAAGUGCGUUUCAAGAAGUCGUGUGGUCAAGAGAGCCUUCACCAAACGCUGUUGUGGCAGCGGGAUCACUUUCGGACACGAAGAAGACAGCAGCAUCUAGUCCACGAGGGAACCACCUUCAGGUGCUGAACAAUGAGCCAAUCAGCUAUGGGGGAGGAGGGCUGGACGGCAGCAACAAGAAACGGGCGUUUUUGUUAUCGCCAUCUCCGAAUGAGAGAAGGAUAUCGUUCAAUGGGACCGGCGGCGGAUUCCUACAUGACAGAGCUGGGGGGGCUAUGGCUAUGGGUAUGGUGGCGACGAUGACGAAGACGUGCACUGUGAACAACAACACCAGUCCUCUGCGGAAGGAAAACGAGGGAGGGAUAUUUCCCACCACCAGAGUGCCACGUGUUCUGCCUGCUUGUCCCUUUCCUUAUUUCGAUAGUCCUGUCCGGCCUGCAAUGGUUGUCUCUUCAGAGAAGUCGAGAUCCUUGGACGGCCCGCCAAUGGUGGGAGAGUCGCAGAGAGGACAAACAUCUCCUAUUUCUUACACGUGUACAUCCACAUCACUGGAUUCUUUCGAAAAGACCAAACUGACGUGUUGCAAUCCGACGACAGAGGUCGACCUUCUUCCCAAGAAGCUUGGGGAUAGCCGUCCGAUCAAGCGGUUGGCAGAAGACGCGGGUGUCGCCAGCGAGACGCUUGAGACGCUCCCCACCGUUCCCGCCUCCCCAGUCCUGCCCCACGGGCGUUUCUCUGCAGCUGCUAUCUGUCAAUCACUGCCGCAGAAAAGUUCAUUCAGUCCACCUCCAAAGGAAGCGCAAGGGGUUCAGGAUCCAAGCAAUGAAAACCGGAAACCGAUCACAACCCUUGUCCCAAACCUGACGGCGGUAGAUUCCACCGUGAAAGCACCAUCAUCGACGGAACUGAAUGCUCCCUCCUCAUGCCCCUUCCCGCCGCCCCUCUCCUCCCUUGCUCCCGUCCUCCCUCCUGCCCAAAUGGAUCCACUUGUUCCAUCUCGCGAAAGUUGUCUCACUUCCACCUCAGAGAUAUGCCUCGCCUCUUCACUUCAACUAUCGGAUGUCGAGAACGCAGCCCAUCCUCUUCACUGCACCUCGUCCUCGUCUUCGUCUUCCUCAUGUCAGGGGGGCGUUGUCACUUAUCCAAUCCCUCCUCCGCCAGGUCUUCACCUAAGGAAAGCCGAUGCUGCAUCUCCCGCUGUCAGCCCUUUGAGUCCUUUACAUAUUUUUCCUGCAGUCCCUCAGUCAGCACCUUUUCCCAUCGCCAAGGAUUCCCAGACUGAUGCAGCGCCGCCUCCUAUCCCUGCUGCCAGGUCCUCGAGCUGUCAACGGCUUGCACCGGAUUGUCCUCGUUCCAGCCAUGUGAUUAGCCCCGUCUUACCGGCACCCACACCCGUGAACAUUGCAAUGAGUGCCUCUACAUGCAGUGCCAUCGCUUGCAUGAAUGAGCGGUCUGGGAUGUUGUCAAAGAGCACCGUCGUACGAACGACGAGGAGGAAGUCCCCCGCACCAAGGGGCAGAACCUGUCCACCUGCUGGGGCUGCUGCGACCAGCGGCGCUGGGUGGCUUAGUCAUAUUGCUGGUACUGUCAGCCCCCCAAUCAGGAAUGCCUCGUCCAGCACUUCCUCUAGGUGCUCUGUCAGACACGCUUCCACGGCUAGCGAUGGCAAGGGGAGUCUUGUAAUUGAUUCUCCUCCUAAGGCAGACAGCCAAGCAGGCGUGAAGAAGCCUCUUCUUCCACGUGGCAGAGCGAGCAGUCCCAAUGUGGUGAGAGCUGGUGCCAGGUUUAUGUCACCGACAGCCUCCAGUUCAUCCAGAGGGAAAGCCAUGUCCACUCCAGGCGCGUCUUCUCCCCGACGGAAUCAUGGCAGCAGAGGAGAAGGGGAAGCAGCAGGUAGCGGUACAUCGUCGUGCUCCAGGGACAGCAUGCUAAGCAUGGGUGGAGCAGAAAGUGGCGGCACGAGAGCACGUGCGUUGACCUCUCUUCGAACGCCGGAGAGCAAGUCGGUGUCCUCGUCACACCCGCCGAGUCAGAGGCAGACAGCAAGGACGUGCUGCUCUUCUCCUACGGUCGUGGGGAACAGCAGGGAGCCCCAGUCGGAAAGGAUCAGUCCCAGACCACCAGGAAAAAACAGUCCCAUCGCUGGUCCCAUUACUGGUGCCUCCUCGACCGGUUCGACUACCGUGGACGUUGAGCCCAGGACUGGCCAUCCUGCCGCUGCUGUUGCCACGAGACCGCCACGCCAUAUAUAUCCCGGUUCCUCCGGCGGGAAGCCUGCGAUGGAGAGCUCGGCAGAAUUCAGGGAGGCUCUGGGAAGCAAGGAUGGCGGUUUCAAGUGCAGGGAUGCCUCCACUUCCGUUAGCGUCACCGGCCAGCCAAAAAUAUUGUCGGGAGCCGCAGGUGUGAGGGGAGCCGAGUCGUCCUCCCGAAGAAAAGUCUCACCGUUGAACAUGUCGUUGACGGGCAGGGGGAGCGUUCUUCCUCUGGCAAAUGCAGAGCUGCCCAUAGGCGGCCUUCCCCCGCCAGCAGAAAGCCACGCGUCGCCAGCUUCUGGCAAGGCGCUCGUGGCUCCCACUGCUGCUGAUGAUGACUCUGACAAAUUUCCACCCUCUUCUUGUACAGGCGGUAAAAAGGAAAAUCUGUUUCUGGUGUGUAAUGGACAGCAGCAGCAGCUGAGGGCGAAUUCACAAGCAGAGAGGGAAGCAUCACCAACCCUGUCAAGGGCGGGUAGGAAGAAGAGGCAAUUGCAGCUUAUGAGCAGCCUGGCAAAAAUGAGAGGGCCGGCUCCCGUGAGAUCGGAGAGAGAGAGAGAGUCAUCAUGCAUGCGAGAAGGAGCCUCGGCGGUGGCAGGAGGGGACGACAACCCCUCAGCGCCGCAAAAUGGUAGCGUUGUAAGCGCCGGCAGAGCAAGUGGAGCUCCUCCUCCUCCUCUUCCUCCUGCUCGACCACCUACUCCCUCGAAGUUCAUGUCCAUAAAGGGCUCGGUGCGCUGCGCGCUUGGAUGUUUUACACCACCAGGCAGGGCUGUCGUCGGGGCUGGGAGUCCGAGGAGGACGAGAACCUCGGCAGCAGCUCCGGCAUCCAGGGCGGCCCAGAAUACCUCCCUUCCUCCUCAUUGCGCUUCUUCAGGCCUCCCUCUUCCAGCGGCCACAGCCCCGAUGACGAUUGCCAAUAGUAGUGUUGUAUCGCCUUCCGUUGGAUGCAUCAAUGACGCGCUGUGGCACUUGCCAUCAAGGAUGACUGAUAGCCGAGGAGCAGGGGCCACUGUGGCUAGUGACACAUUGACGAGAGGGAACACCACUCCACGCCGGGAAAUGAACAGGGAACUACAGCAGUCAGAUGCUCCUUCGGCUCCCAAACCUUGGGCUACUACCCCCAGGUCCAAGCCAGAGGAUAGAUCUGCAACGCCCGGCAGGUUAGCCGCCGGAGAUCAGUCCUGCGAUCAAUGGGAGGGAGAGAAAGCUCCCAUCACAUCUGGGGAAGGUGAAACGGUGAGGGGAAGAGCAGUCGAAUCCCCUACACCGUUUCUGAGCACCAGCGAGGUGGGACGGCAGAGGCAGGAGGAACACGCCACGUCCAGGAAGGUACCGUGUGUAGCAACGACGAGGAGGACCGGGGACAAAGUUAUACAGUGUUCGGUCUCUGUUUCGAUUUCUGCCGUUCGGGUUAAAAGCCGAGGUCGAGCUUCGUCGCCAGAAAGCCUCGAGUCUACGAGCAACAGCACGUUAUUAGACCUAGGGCCUGGCGGCCAGAGUGAUCGUCAUCAGGGCGAUACGGGUACUGCCAGUGGAAAUCGCUCCAGCAGGAGAUCCACAAGUGUCAAAUCGAUGCCGCCUGACUCUGGCAUCACGGGGGACGGCAAGCUUCCUUCUCCAUCAACAUCCUGCCGCCCUGCUUACAGCAAAGCUCGUGAAGAUCCAAGGCCUGAAACCGCUGCUUCGCCUGGGGUGGGGGAUGGGCAGAGGAGGGCAAAGAGUUACCAAACAUCCAGCAGUGGGUUGAUGUUGACGUCAUCACGCAGGUACAGUUCUCCCACUUCUGUGGCCGGAGACAGCGGCGCUAAAGACGUGGUAUCACAAAGUGGUAGUCAUACCCCAUCAGUCUUGAAGACCGGGAGAGUAGGAUGCCGUGGUAGCAGUGGCAGCCGGGGAGGAGGAGGAGGUGGACGAGAAGUGCCUGUGUGCAACCGUUUCUCCAUGCCGAGUGACUUGCAUGCAGGCGUACCAAUAGCUUCGGCUGCCAUGGUGCGUUCUUUGUGGCCACCUUCAUCUCCUGCGCGGAGAGACUCGGCUGCAAGGGGAAGGCUGACUCCUGCGCCUGCUCGGCAGCCGCGCUGUCCGUCUCCGCUCGUGGAUGGGUGGUCAGCCAGGAACCCAGCUGGCGCACAGGGAAGACCCGCAUCUCUUCCCAGAUCGACCAAAGUGCUGCAAGGCCAGAGAACGGAUGGAGGAUCCUCGCUGAGGUCCCGAGGGGAGCCAGAGGACCCAGGGAAGGGAGGCAACGACGGCCCAGGCGGAGGGGCAAUGUCUGCAUUGUGUCGCGGCAGCAACAGUGCAUCCGAAGAAGAUCGCGCUUAUAGGCGGAAUAGCUACGAGAAAGGCAACAAGGCUCCACUGACGCACCGAGUGCAGUUCUCUGAUUGUCAGGCGAGCUGCGGCAGAGGCGCUGCUGCUUCGAAACGGGAAGGUCCUGCAGAAGGGGCAGUCCACGCGAACCUGGUCGGUUGGAUGGGCCAGGUGCAGGUGCAGGAACUUGACCACGAUAAUGGACAUGACAGGAGGAGGCUGUCUGCCAGCCGGGGCACCGCUAACGAGCUCCAUCGCGAGAAGGGGUGUGUUAACGAGGACCAGGAAUGCACAUUACUUGGGAAGUCACGUUCGCAAGAGCGAAUUGUCGAGAAUGGUGGAAGAGGUGAUAAGAGGGCGGCGGUGAUAACCAGGCAGCUGACACGUGGCGGCAAUCCAAUGACAGUGCUGUGCUGCACGGAAGUUAGACGGUCAAGAAUUGAGAAAAAGCUGAUUGGCACGUUGAAAGAGCAGAAAAAAGUGAAUGAGACGGCAGGCAAGACGAAGGCACGGAAAGUUAGGGGACACCUAGACUGUGUGAUGAUCGUGGAAUUAGCGCCAUCCGAUCUGAACGGUAAAGCGACACCUACAACGAUCAAGAAAGACGAAACGAUCCUGGAUUGUGAUAGAGUGAAUGGGGCCGGUGACAGAUGUGCCGCAGCUGCAGCUGGUGCUGCUCUGUCAGCAUCGACGAUGGCGGAGCUUGCGGGGUCUGCCAGCAAGACGGAAGAAGACGAGAGGGUCAAAAAUCGAGAAAGUAUCAAGGGGACGAACGAGGACGAAGCAGGGGAGGGGGAGACAGCUGCCAGGAAGAAAUCUGCCGGCAGCAGCGUUCCGUUUCUCGGGCCAGCUGAAGGCGAUGCGAUGAGGUUGUCCUGUGAGAAUCAGGCAGGUGAUGCAAAGCUUUCGGUGUCGCUGGCCGUGGUACCAGAGCACUGGCAAGGGCGUAAUCAUCAGCCCUCUGAGCAGCAGGAGGACGAUUCAUCUACGCCAGGAUUGCAGUGCAGUCGAAGGUGGGAUGCUCGCUACUCUACACAGGAGGACGAUUCGUCCGUGUCGGGUCCCACGACUCCGGACCAAGUCGAGCACCACCAACGACGUCUUUACCAGGUGGCAUCGACGGCGUCGACUUGCGGUCGUUCGGAUGGCGAGAGCUGGAGCUCAGAGUGUGGACGAGGGAAAGGAGGACGAGGAGGAGGAGGAGGGGGAGGGUAUGGUGCGGGCGCAGCAGUAUCAACAGCGGGGUUGAAGAAACGGCUAUCCCUUGAGCUCAUGGACGGUUGUGGUGCUUUGCCGGACGAGCAUCCCAGCCCUAUCUCUGCACUCGAUUUCCCAAACUCGUCGGAAUGCAGUGAGCCCGCCGGAGAGCUCGAGAAUCUUGAAGAAAUUCAGGAGCAGCUGUUCGCAAAGAUCCAAAAUGCAGAUUGGGUGAGGGGGAAGGCGGCAGGAGAGAAGGCCGAGCCGAUGGGGUACAGUAAUGAUGACAGGACUCCUCGAGGAGCAUCUGAAAUGAGAGUAGCAGCGGACGAAUAUGAUGAGCCAUCAUCGUUCCCUUCUCCUUCCGCCAUUUCUGAACCUCUGGUUAAUCUCGCGCCCACUGCUGUGUCGCUGAAACAGAGCUUCGGCGGGGUUGCUGAGCCCCAGUACCAGGACAAGUUAAUGAGGAUCAGUGGCCAGGCGGAUGAGCUGAGCAAGGCGCGGGGACUUGUCUGCUGCUCCUCCAAGUUCUCGCCUACUGCAUCAUCUUCUUUUGCCCAAUGCGACCCGUUCUUUGACGAUGACGAUGCACUCUCUCAAGACGGUGGCACGCAAGGAGGGGCGACCAGACGGCGUCGAUCCUCUGGGACCUCGACCACCUUAGGAGAACCGACCUCAACUGAGUCUGUUGGUGCCAGAGACGAUGCAGACGCCUGGUUCGACAUCUUCUCUCCAGAAUCGACAGCUGCUCUGAGGCCUGUUGCACGAGCCACUGACUUUGGUCCUAGUCCCAUUCCCACUUGCAUUCCCAUUCCUGGGGAUGAGCUGAUUCGCUGCGAAUCCCAGACAGCGAGGGAGGAUCUGGUGUACGUUCGAGACGUCAUCGCAGCCUCAGGAUUUGCCACGGAGGACGAAAGGGUUAGAUCGAAGGUGAAGUGGUACACUCCGGGACAGCCGUUGGAGCCUGCUCUUUUUCAGCAGAUGGAGAGAGAAAGAGGGGGAACUUUGGGCAGCGAACCGGGAACGCUUAGCUGUCUGGAGGACACAAUGGCAGAGCCGUUGGCUGCUGACCGUAACUCAUUCUUCAGUCUCGAGGACGGCCAUCAAAAUCACGAACAUGGCACCUCUUUCCCUCCCACCACCCCACCUGCUCCUCCUCAUCCGUGUUUGUCUUCCUGUGAUCCUCUUGGAGCGGUGAUGACCAGGAAGGAGAGGAGGUGGCUACUGUUCAAUGCAGUGAGUGAGGGUCUGGCGAGGAAGCUGGCUCCUGAAGAGGACGGCAUUCGCAAAUGGCUGGGGACAUCCAGCACGUGCAAGCAACUUAAACGCCAGCCCUCUGGGAAAGAGCUUGUGAAGGAGGUGUGGGCGAUGCUCCGUGGUUGGUCAGAGCAUGCUCGAAGACAGGGCGCCACGAUGGACUCCAUGCUCAGCAGAGAUCUCUCUAGUCAGCAAUGGCUGCAAAAGUUCCAUAAGGAGUAUGAAGAGAUUGGGCAGGACUUAGAGACCAGCGUCUUCGAUAGACUACUUGCGGAAUUACUUGAUGACCUCGGAGGGGUCGAAAAAGGCCGCCGUGAAAAGCGACUGGGCCCCAACCUAGUCUAACUCACGUGCACACACACACACACACACACACACACACACACACACACACACACACACACACACACACACACACACUCGCACACACACACACGCACACACACACACACACACACACACACACACACACACACAUUCGGUGAAAGUCCGACAAAACAGUCUGGCACAGUCAUGCUUUUUUUGAGUGUAUAGCGAAUAUGACAACACGGCCACACACACAACAUGCACAGAUUUGUUCUUGCAUUCGUUGAUAUGGUGUGUGCGGUUUGAAUUUCGUUUGAUUGAUUGCUGGGGAGUGGAACCUCGAGGUGUUUUUUUUUGCCAGAUACAGGAUUUGUCAACGUCCGCCGUUAGAUGUUACAUUAUAAAGGUUGAGCUGCUACACUCUGUGAGGGAACGAUCUCCAGGCGAAAGGGGAGGGUAAGUUGUGGCGGGUGAUGUGCACGGCCUGAGCGUGCCAUUGAUGAAAAAGUAUCGUUCGUCGGAGUCGUCGGUCUUACUGGGAUAUCGGCCAGAAAAAUGGUGGCAUUGACGUGUCUCCUGCUGAGCCAACAACCAUCUAACCAGUUGUGACUCGAGGGGUACAUGCUGCCAUUGUCUGCUGUCGUAUGAUGGCAAGGUUCCAUUUACCCGGAUUAUGUGCUUCUGGCCAUGGGUUCUGCCGUCCAGAAAGGCGAAUCCAGGCAGGAGGAGCCUUCAUUUAUGGAUCAUUCCAUUCACAGAGCUCUGACGUUGAAGCGUCUUCUCUUCCUGUUUGCCAAAUCCUUGCUAGAGCACUGCUGACACCGGUGCCUGGCGUUCUCUAAGGUACGCUCUGCUGUUCUGCAGAGUUGAGUGCUUGGGUGUCUGUGGCUUAUUCGCCUCAGCUUUGCUAUGGGGCAGCUGCUCUAUCCGGUGCCGGGAAGACCCGUCAGUCAUGACUACGGUUUUUCAAAUGCUGAGCCCCUGCAGCACCCUUAAACUAUGCGCAAGGCGUGUGUUCGGCAUGUGAUUACCUCAAUGGAGGACCUUGGGGUUGCUAGUUAGUUUUCUGCUCCCCACCAUGUAUGUAGUAAGUAAUGCGAGCGAGAUCUGCACCCGUCAUUGACCUACUACAGACGAUUUUGCGAUGUGUACAUUCCUUGUUAAUCAAUAUCCACUUGUCCUCAAUCCGUCGUGUAUUGCCAUCGUCUUAGACCGAUUGAAGGAUUUUGAGCUUGUUGAUCUUGACGGGCCUUGUAUUUUGGAUGUCCACCAUGUAAUUCGAUAAAGGAUUCCACAGUUUAUUGUAUUGAGUGAAUUUGUUUCCAUCUUCCUACCUACAGCUCUCUAGGUUGUUGCUCCGUGUUCUGCGUAGCAUCUUAUACACUAACGUGCAUUUUUUAAGUGAGCAAGUGUUUGCUGUGACAGAAGUAGCCGCUGGUCGAGAGCGUCACUGCUGAAGUGCCUUCGAUUGUGUUUUGGGCCUUUUGGCCAUGUAUGUGAACACCUCAGGCCGAAAGCAGUGACUCGUUAUGCUUGUAGCUUUCACCGUUCCGCAAAGAAUAUAAUGAUGAGGCAGAGUCGAUUUCGCGGGCUUUUUUCAAAAACAUGGUGGACCCCCAUGUCUGAUAUCAGUGAGGCAAGGGUCCUCUUCUUUGCUUGCUUCUGUGGCCUUCACGGCAAGGGUGACGGUGAAGGAUAGAGAUGGGCAGGGUAAAGCGUACGGAGAGGUAGAGAAGAACAGGAAAAGAGGAAAUAGCAGCAGAAACUGGGAUACCCGCAGGCGUUUGACAGCAUAGGAUAAGGAGAGGGGUUUGCGAAAGGUGUGGACUGUAAGAGGGAUGAGAAGGGAUACAGUGAUGGUGAGCAUGAGGGCGAGGGGGAGGGCGAGGGCGAGGACGAGGGCCAGGGCCAGGGCCAGGGUGAGGAGGAAGAGGUAACAGCAGGAGAAAGCCUGAGACCCAAGGCGUUUGACAAUAGAGCGGGAGCAGCGGUGGGUUACAAGGGGAGUAGAGUGUGAGAGGGAUGCCGCGAGGGUUACGGCAAAUGGCAGAGCAAGGGCGAGCAUAAGGGCGAGAGUGAGGGCGAGCAUAAGGGCGAGAGUGAGGGCGAGAGCGAGGCUGAGGGAGAGGGUGAGAGAGAGAGCGAGGGCGAGGGCGAGGGCGAGGGCGAGGGCGAGGGCGAGGCAUGAGAUGCGCCAAGCGUACAUAAGGCUAAAGAGGGUACAUAGCAAUCGGUGGCGUCAGGGACAUAGGAUACCCACUGCCACAGACCAGGUGAACUGGGAUCCGUGCGGAUGGGAAGGGACGAGAGAAGGUAAGAGAAAAGAAGAUGAAGAGCUCAGGAAGUCGAUAAAGAGUGCAACAUAGCAGAAAGAUGGAAAGGUGAAGAUAGAGGGUGUACAGGGCAGUCGAAAGGUAAGGAGACAGAGAAGCACAGGAAGGGCCGAGGAGGGAAGGACCGGGAUGGAGCCCACAAAGUUCUGGGGCUUCUGAAAGAUGCCUUCUUAGGAAAGGGGUCUGUAAGGGGUGUGGCCCCUUACAGACCCUUUGUGCUCGCUGUGCCCGCUUCUGAUAAGAGCCGGCUUCUCUCGCUUUGCGUCAGGAUGAGCUUUGGUCAAAGGGACACCCACUCCAUACAUAAUGUGAGAUGAAAUGAUCCAAUCUGAUGUGGAGUUACAAUAACAACGAAGAUCUUCAGGAACGUUCCAGGAUGUGCAGGGACUAGAGACGGAGAGGGAUGAGGUGUGGGCUUGGGACCGCAUUGUGGAAGUUCAUAUGAAGGCGAAUUCCGGAUCCGAUACAGAAGUAUUUGUCCGACCUCUGAAGUUACGGAGGAGUUAAGUUUCCCUUCAAUUCACUGCUGUUGCAGCGCGUCAAGCGUAUGCAGUUCGGCUAGAUCUCGUGUGGAUGGGAAGGGACAUUGGAAGGGACUCAGAAUGCCUGCGGUCCUCG
Messenger RNA from Chara braunii, 12063 nucleotides. The record is from the annotation of a GenBank genome assembly. NCBI's taxonomy places the organism in Eukaryota, Viridiplantae, Streptophyta, Charophyceae, Charales, Characeae.